AAAACAUGCCAGACAAAGUCGUUAGGCAACCGAAUAACGAGAAUUGUACAUCGUUCAUCGUUUAGACCGUAUGUCGAGCGUAUUCGGAACUGCGGGAGCCGAAUCACCUCAUGAUGGCCGCCGCGGGGGCGGGACGUGAACGUAAAGUCUCGUCAUCGCUUGGCCACAUUACGCUGACAUUCGAGGUUGCUAUUUAGGCAGCCAGACCUCUGCCAUUUGGUAGGUUUGAUCUAUCCAUUCUAUCAGCAAAAAUGAGGUUCUCACACAUUCUACCUUUGGCUGCCUUGAGCGCCGCAUUUGUCGUACCAAACGAGCAGGUCUUCAGUGAACUAUCGAUUGAUGAUACCACUCACGCCCGUGCAAACCAGGGAGCCUGGUCUGAGCAGGUCCUUUCUGAGCUGAAGCAUGACUUUGCUGAGGCUGAGAAGGGCAUCAAGGAGGCUUCAAACAAUGCUAAGCACGCCCUUGACGAGGCCUUUAGCUCCGUUUCGGAUGCCUCGAGCUCAAUGACGACCAAGUUCCAGGAGACCGCCUUCGAUGCUAAGUCUUGGUUCGAGUCCAACGCCAACAAGGCCUACGAGGAUGCAUAUGAGGCUUUGGACAACCACGGAGAUCACCCUCAUCACCCUCCUCCCCACCACAAAGACCCUCAUCACGGUGGCCCCCACCAUGGCCACAAGCCUAACGAGACUGUUUGGCAGCUGCUCAGCUCGUCAAAGUACACUGAGAAGUUCUCGAAGCUCAUCUCCGAGUACCCUGACCUCGUCGAGAAGCUCAACUCGACUGACUCUGGCAACUUCACCAUCUUCGCACCUGCCGACUCGGCUUUCCCUGACCACGAUCCUCACCACAAGCCUAGCAAGGAGAUGAUCAAGAAGUUCCUCGAGUACCACAUCAGUAAUGACUUCUACCCUGCUGGCAGAGUCCUCAUCACCCACACCAUUCCUACUCUCUUCGAGGGCGAGCAUUUGCCCGGCAAGGCUCCUCAGAGACUCAGUGUCCACCUUGGUCUCAAGGGUUUGACUAUCAACUUCUACUCCAGAGUGGUUGCCAUCAACGUCUUCGGUACCAACGGUGUCAUCCACGGUGUCGACAGCCUUCUCAUUCCUCCCCCAAGAGCUUUCAAGAUCAUUGACCUUCUUCCCUCUGAGUUCUCUACUUUCGAGUUGGCUCUCGGCAAGACUGGCCUUCUUGACGCCUACAACAGCACCGACCAUCCCAGCGGUACCCUGUUCGCCCCUUCCAACUUUGCCUUCCAGAAGCUUGGUCCUAAGAUCAACGCUUUCCUCUUCAGCGAGUACGGCAGAAAGUACCUCAAGGCUUUGAUCCUCUACCACACUGUCCCCGACAACGUCCUGUACAGUGAUGCUUUCGUCAAGGCCGAGGGUCAUGAUGGUAUUCCCAAGGGUCACUGGCACGUUGAUCUUCCCACUGCUCUCGAGGAGCACUCCUUGUCUAUCGACGUUGGAAGAUACGGUGGUCUUAUUGACAUCAAGGUCAACGCCUUCUCCCGCGUUAGCGUACAGGAUGGUAUUGCUGCCGAUGGUGUCAUUCAGGUCGUCAGCGAUGUCCUCAUCCCUCCCAAGAAGCUCAAUGGCGCUAAGCUUAGAACUUCCAACUGGUUCGGCUCGGAGAAGGAGCUCAGCCUCGAGGAGUUCAAGGCCAGAUUCGAGCCUCACGUCGAGAGAAUGAUCGACCUUUAAAUCAGAGGCGAUACUUCUCGAUUUAUGAUAUGACCACACGAUCCUUUCUAUCAUCUUUAAUUAGUAUGUAACAUUAGUAAUUGCCCUUUGAGGCAACUCGGAACAAAAAGGCUUUGAGCUACUGUACAAUCUCAAAAA
Molecule: messenger RNA, 1841 nt
Organism: Aureobasidium pullulans EXF-150
Lineage: Eukaryota; Fungi; Ascomycota; Dothideomycetes; Dothideales; Saccotheciaceae
Product: Fasciclin-domain-containing protein
Exons: 2
Coding region: 252-1703 (483 amino acids)
Biological process (GO): macroautophagy
Cellular component (GO): fungal-type vacuole membrane
Source: RefSeq, a predicted model, not a curated record